This is a messenger RNA of Laetiporus sulphureus 93-53, 1841 nucleotides long. RefSeq names its product aromatic prenyltransferase. Gene Ontology annotation, biological process: alkaloid metabolic process. Gene Ontology annotation, molecular function: transferase activity, transferring alkyl or aryl (other than methyl) groups. Bases 291 to 1646 code for a protein of 451 amino acids. The record is from RefSeq and is a predicted model, not a curated record. NCBI's taxonomy places the organism in Eukaryota, Fungi, Basidiomycota, Agaricomycetes, Polyporales, Laetiporaceae. The transcript has 4 exons.
GAUGAAACCAUUAGAAAGUAUGGACACUUUAUCGGUUCUCAGCCGAUGGUCAUGUCCCAGACCGUGGUGAAACGCAUUUUACAGAACUCUAUUUCCCCCAUCAGACCUCGUCAGAAAAGCUAUAACAAUCUUUGGGGCAAUUCACAGGUUGCAUGCAUCGCGCGAAUCACUGCAGUCUCCCCUGUGACCAUUGUUCUCCUAUUUACCACUCAAUCUGCUAUUGGCGAUCCAAUCGCCGUUCGACAGCGUCACGGUUUCAACUCACCAUUGCGGAGAUUGCUACAGUUGACAUGCUGUCCGUUCUGACGUUACGCGCCCAACAGCCACAGGUCCGAUGGGAAACAACGGGCGAGGUGCUGAUGCGGCUCCUAGAAAUGGCAGCAUACUCUGAAGAUAUCAAAGAUGCAUAUGAAGCGUUCUACUACGCCUUCAUCUUACCGGAACUGGGAGAAGGACGCGACCCCCAUGCUCCACCCUCUGUGCACCACGAAUCAUUUCAUCUCACAGUCUGCUCCCAGAGCUUACCGAAGGCAUACAGUUUGUCAUAUCCGGACACGUUGCCGUUGGACGCGCGUUGCGGUUCGCCAAAUGCGCUGACAAAACAUGUACCACAAUUCGUCUCCUUCAUGACUGACGACCAUACUCCGCUCGAGUUCUCAUGUGUUUUCGACGUUGACGGGCGUGCUACCAUACGGUUCUCCAUUGACCCCAUAGAGCGACAGAGAGAAGGCGGGGAACCGGCGAUGAAGGUCUUCGAACACUAUGCUUCGAUUCUUGGCAUCUCCGAUGCCGAUCUUGCUUGGUGCAGGGUUUGUGCAGCAAAUCUCACUAUGGUUACGGAUGCAGGGCCGCUCAAGAUCUACGGAAGGCCAAGAUACCCCUCUCAAUACUUCGUCGGGUUCGAGUUGACAGGAGCUACACCGUCUAUGAAGGCGUACUUCUUGCCUGAAACCAUAUCCGCUGCCACUGGGAUCUCCAAAUACGAGCUCGUCGAGGCGACGAUACGAGAGCUUGCGCAGGAUGCGAAGGGGCUGCUAUUGGCGUGGAGUGCAAUCAACUCCUUUUUUUGUGCACUGCCAGACGAUCUCAAGCCCUCUCCGGAGAUCGUUGCCGUCGACUGUUGUCCUUCGCACAGGAACCGUGUGAAGGUAUAUGUGCGCACGCCUAAAGUCACCCUCGACAUCAUCCGGCGAUUCAUGACACUGGAUUACACCCUCAAGACUCCCGCUCUUGAGCAAGCGCUUUCCUCCAUAGCGAUAUUCUGGGACAUACUAUUCCCAGGCCUUCCCGUCGACAAGGAGCCAGAGCUGAGCAAACAGCACACGGAGCACCUUACCGGUGGUCUUCUGUUCUACUACGAACUGCGCGGAAACAGUUGUAACCCUUAUCCAAAGGUCUAUAUCCCCGUCCGACAUCUAUGCAAAAAUGAUGAGCAGAUUGUCGAGGCAAUGGAGCAGUUCUAUCGUGCCAUAGGGAAUUUGGAGACUACCAAAAAAUACCACAAAAUCGUACGGAACACUUUUACCCAUCGUCCGCUCAUGUCACGGACCGGUAUUCAUACGUAUAUCGCCGUCGCCGCGAAAGCAGAUAGCAUUGAAACUACAGCAUACUUCAAUCCGGAGAGGCAUCACGAAUGGGCUGCUUAGACGACGUCACCAUAGACUUCUUCGUUCGGAUUCACGGACGUGUUCGUUUCACGGCCAACGUCGAUUAAUGGGUUUAAUAGCAUUGUCACUGUAGAAGUUACGCUUGAGACCUUGCGAAUAUUGCUGAGGCUAAUGCUAUGUAGAGACGCGUCUAGAUUUGAUUACGAUAUAAUCACUAUUUGUUGCGGUUGCAUG